CGAAAUCACACAUCUAAACCAAUAUCGACGAAGAAUGUCGGUUAGCAACUGUGAAACUUUUUACGAAGACGUACCAACGUUGGGUGAAGUGAAGCGUGAAAUUUCCAGUAUUGUGGGGCUGCGGGAGAUCAAAAAGCAGCUGGAAUCAAUUCUGCAGAAAAUAAUUGAUGCGGAGAAGAACGCUGCCGACGGAUUUAGGGUUGUACCUCCAAAGCCCUUUCACAUGGUGUUCGUCGGCAGAAAUGGAACAGGCAAGUCCACAGUAGCUCGAAUAAUUGGUAAACUAUUUUAUUUGGCCGGAGUUUUGUCUUCAUACACUGUGACUGAAAUGCGAGGACAUCAAAAGAUGAGAGAUGCAAAUGGCGGCUUGCUGCUUGUGAAGAUAGACGAGGAAGAUCCCAUUAGUUCGGAUACAAUGGAGGAGCUCAUAGCUGCGAUAGACAAGGGAAAGUCAUUAAUCGUGUUAGCCGGGAAUCACAGGGCCUUGAACCAAUACAUGAAGUGCAACCUCAAUUUGUACAGAAGGCUCUCAACAAGGCUACAGUUCGACGACCUGACUUGCGAAGAUCUUGCCAUGAUUCUUGAGAAGAAGGCGAGCAUUAAAGGGGAGAGCGAUAUGUUAUGUGGUUUUGAGCUGGACAGUUCUUGCAGCACGGACAGUAUUGCUCGGAUGAUUGCUGAGCUUACGCCUCACAAUCUACGAAGCUUGCUGAAUGCACAUUUGCUGGAUCAGAUGCUAAUUGAGGCAAAGAAAGUGGCUAGGCCUGGUGAGAAUACCAUCUCACUGAAGAACCUAGAAAUGGGUAUACAGAAUGGGGCAGAAAUCUUCAAGCAUUUGUUAAAUUUGUGAUUUUACAGAAAAUAGGGAAAUUUAUGAUUAUGAAGAAAUUGAUAAUAGUUUAUGUUGCCAUAUAGUACUCCAGUUCAUAGUCAGUAGUUAUUAAUUAUUUCGGCAUUAGUUAAUGCCAGUUCUUGAUUUGCUAAUGCAGUUUGUCACAA
Salvia hispanica is the source of this 999-nucleotide messenger RNA. RefSeq lists its product as uncharacterized. NCBI's taxonomy places the organism in Eukaryota, Viridiplantae, Streptophyta, Magnoliopsida, Lamiales, Lamiaceae. The record is from RefSeq and is a predicted model, not a curated record. Gene Ontology annotation, molecular function: ATP binding; ATP hydrolysis activity.